AUGGCCGCCAUUCCCCCCAUCACCGGCAUGCUCCGCCGCACCCUGGUCCUUGACCUGAGCACCGCUUUCGGCUUCGGAACCACCUUCGGUUACCUCUGGUGGUACGGUUUCCACCUCCCCCGCGUCCGCGCCCGUGACAACUACUACACCCGUCUCGAGGCCGAGCGCGCCGCUGGCCUGGUCUAA
Aspergillus heteromorphus CBS 117.55 is the source of this 186-nucleotide messenger RNA. RefSeq names its product cytochrome c oxidase subunit VIIa. Gene Ontology annotation, biological process: mitochondrial electron transport, cytochrome c to oxygen. The record is from RefSeq and is a predicted model, not a curated record. The coding region runs from base 1 to 186 and encodes 61 amino acids. The transcript has 4 exons. Lineage: Eukaryota; Fungi; Ascomycota; Eurotiomycetes; Eurotiales; Aspergillaceae.